This is a messenger RNA of Penicillium longicatenatum, 408 nucleotides long. Its product is annotated as putative glyoxalase family protein. The transcript has 3 exons. The record is from RefSeq and is a predicted model, not a curated record. Lineage: Eukaryota; Fungi; Ascomycota; Eurotiomycetes; Eurotiales; Aspergillaceae. Bases 1 to 408 code for a protein of 135 amino acids.
AUGAUUCAAGGAAUCGCCCACGUCAACCUCACAGUGCACCCCGGCACGCUAGAUGAUGCCCUGGAGUUUUAUAGCAAGACCCUCGGAUUAACUCCGGCGCCAGUCCCAGAGCUUCAGAAGGGGACUAUACUAUGGUUUAAUAUUGGCUCGAGCGGACAGCAGAUUCAUGUUACUAUGGGCCCAACGGAUCCCGAACACACACGGCAUCCGUGCUUCAAGCUUGAUACCCGUGAGGAUCUUGAAGCUAUGAAGAAGAAGAUUCAUGAUCACUAUGCUCGGGGAGGUCCGGCGGCGCCGAUGGCGGCUGACAAGCCCGGGGACAUGGACUCAGGUACACAAGGAAAGGAAUAUCCUAAGCGGUUCUUUGUCCGUGAUUAUGCUGGUAAUUUGCUUGAGUUUACGCUAUAG